Chondrus crispus (carragheen) is the source of this 1383-nucleotide messenger RNA. RefSeq names its product allophanate hydrolase. Gene Ontology annotation, molecular function: catalytic activity. The transcript is spliced from 2 exons. Bases 1 to 1377 code for a protein of 458 amino acids. Lineage: Eukaryota; Rhodophyta; Florideophyceae; Gigartinales; Gigartinaceae. The record is from RefSeq and is a predicted model, not a curated record.
AUGGCUGCCCCGCUCACCCUCUCUACCAUCACUUCCGUCACCGACCUCCCCGCGCUCUAUGAAUCGCUCCACGCGCGCGCCUCCGACACCUCCUCGCUCUUCCUCUCCCUGACCCCGCUCCCGUCCCUCCUGGCCUCCCUGUCCGCCCUCUCCACGCGCGACCGCUCGCGCUCGCUCCCGCUGCACGGCGUCCCGUACGUCCUCAAGGACAACAUCGACCUCCCGCCGCACCCGACCACGGCCGCCUGCCCCUCCUUCGCCUACACCCCGUCCGAGCCGGCCUUCGCCGCCGCCCUGCUGCGCCGCGCCGGCGCCGUGUGCCUCGGCAAGGUCAACAUGGACCAGUUCGCGUCCGGCCUGGUCGGCACGCGCACGCCGCACGGCCCGCCCGUCAACCCGCGCGCCCCGGCACACAUCCCGGGCGGCUCGUCCUCCGGCUCCGCCGUCGCCGUCGCCUCCGCCCUGGCCGCCUUCGCGCUCGCCACCGACACGGCCGGCUCCGGCCGCGUGCCCGCCGCCAUGAACGCCAUCGUCGGCCUCAAGCCCACGCGCGGCCUCGUCUCUACGGCCGGCCUCGUCCCCGCCGCAAAGUCGCUCGACUGCGUCGCCGUCUUUGCGUCGUGCGUCGCGGACGCCGCCCACGUCCUCCGAGUGCUUGCCAAGUACGAUCCUGCAAACGUCUUCUCGAGACCCCCGCCGCCCGCCUUCUCGCUCGCCGCCGCCGACCACAUGCCGCAGGAGCACGCCUUCAGCUUCGGCUCCCUGGCAAAGCCCGACCUCACGUUCGACGGCGAUGCGGCGUCCGAGCAUAGCUAUCACGCCGCCGUCAGUGUCGUGCGCCGCAUCCACGGCCAACAGGUCACGGUUGACUUCGCCCCGUUUCGGGACGCCGCUGCACUGCUGUACGGCGGCCCGUUUGUGGCGGAGCGCUUCGCGGCCGUCGGCCGCUUUAUUAAGGACAAUCGGGAGAAGAAGCCGGAAGACUUCGACCCGGUCGUCACCGAUAUUGUGCUCAAGAGUGAGCACAUUCCGGCAUGGACGCUCUUCGAUGGUCAGGAGCGCAUCAAGGAGCUUGUGAAACUCGCCGACGAGGAGACUUGGAAGAACAUCGACAUUCUUGUCCUGCCCACCAUUCCCAGGCCUGUCACCGUGCAGGAGGUGAGGGAUGACCCUGUGAAAGUCAAUUCCAUGCUGGGGACUUACACAAACUUUGUCAACUUGAUGGACUACUGCGCAAUCGCAGUCCCGGCGCCGACAAUUGAGGGCUCGAGUGUGCCGAGGGGUGUGACGUUUGUUGCCAAGGCGUUUGAGGAGAGCAAAAUCUUGGCCUUAGCAGAAACAUAUCAGAAGGCUCUGUUUAUAAAGCAACCAAAGUAGUCUGCG